Molecule: messenger RNA, 3789 nt
Organism: Cryptomeria japonica (Japanese cedar)
Lineage: Eukaryota; Viridiplantae; Streptophyta; Pinopsida; Cupressales; Cupressaceae
Product: calcium-transporting ATPase, endoplasmic reticulum-type
Exons: 9
Coding region: 419-3559 (1046 amino acids)
Biological process (GO): intracellular calcium ion homeostasis; calcium ion transmembrane transport
Cellular component (GO): membrane
Molecular function (GO): ATP hydrolysis activity; ATP binding; P-type calcium transporter activity
Source: RefSeq, a predicted model, not a curated record
UUGCGGGUCUUCGGCUCUGCCUGCUAUAAAAACACUAUUCCUUUAGACCUGUAUUCUCCAACAAUAUACAUUAAAGAAAGGCCAAGUUUUGUUUUCUGCAACUGCUAGGAUACUCCUAUAUGCUUUACAGAGGCAAAGUUUAUGCAAAUAUUUUGAAAAUUGUGCUUGCAUUUUCUUUUUCCACCUUUGCUUUCUUUCUAAAAUGUUGCUUCCUCAGUUAUGCUUUGGAAUCCCUGUAGCUGGCACCCCCUGGGAUUCGAACCCGGAUGUUUCAGUGCUAUAAUAAGUCCGUCACCGUCGAAUUGUUUUGUAGGAUUUUGAUCUUUCUGGAUCGAGGUGAUUUAGUUCAUGUUCUGGCUUCCCACUCGAUCUCAUUCCAAUUGAUUAUUUGGUUUGGUGGUUGUGCAUUUUGAGAUCCAUGGAGAAAAAGCCAUUCUACGCCUGGUCCAAAACAGUGGAGGAAUGUUUGGAAGAAUACGAUGUGAGUUUAGAAAAAGGUCUAAGCUUUCAAGAAGUUGAGAAACGCCGACAAAGAUAUGGGUGGAAUGAACUUCAGAAGGAAGAUGGCAAACCUUUGUGGAAGCUGGUUCUAGAACAAUUUGACGAUAGACUGGUUCAUAUACUGUUGGGGGCAGCUUUAGUUUCAUUCAUUCUUGCCUACUUGGAUAAAAAUGAGAUUGGGGAGGCAAGCAUGACAGCCUACGUGGAGCCUUUGGUAAUUCUCUUAAUUCUCAUGCUCAAUGCUAUUGUAGGAGUAUGGCAGGAGACUAAUGCUGAGAAGGCUUUAGAAGCCCUGAAAGAAAUGCAACCAGAGCAAGCAAAGGUCUUGAGAGAUGGAUUUAGUAUUCCCAAUUUUCCAGCUCGGCAACUUGUUCCUGGGGAUAUAGUUGAACUGGGGGUGGGAGAUAAGGUUCCUGCAGACAUGAGAAUUGCAUCCCUGAAGACAUCAACCUUGAGGAUGGAACAAAGCUCCCUCACUGGAGAGAGCCACCCUGUUAUCAAAAGCACAAAAGAGGUCCUUAUAGACGACUGUGAGUUGCAGGCUAAAAAAUGCAUGGUUUUUGCAGGAACCACUGUUGUCAAUGGUUGUUGUACUUGCAUUGUUGUUAGCAUUGGAAUGUCUACAGAGGUAGGAAAAAUUCAAGUACAAAUCCAGGAAGCUGCCCUUGAAGAUGAUGAUACACCUUUGAAAAAGAAACUAGAUGAAUUUGGGGAAAGUCUUACAAAAGCUAUUGGAUUUGUUUGUGUUCUAGUGUGGAUCAUCAGCUAUAAGAAUUUUCUCUCAUGGGAUGUUGUUGAUGGUUGGCCAAAGAAUAUCACAUUCUCAUUUGGGAAGUGUACCUAUUAUAUCAAGGUUGCUGUUGCUUUGGCUGUUGCUGCUAUUCCUGAAGGAUUGCCUGCUGUCAUUACUACUUGUUUGGCACUUGGGACUCGAAAGAUGGCAAAAAUGAAUGCCAUUGUGCGCAAGCUUCCUAGUGUUGAAACUCUGGGUUGUACAACAGUGAUUUGCUCUGACAAGACAGGCACACUUACAACAAAUCAGAUGUCUGUUACUCAAUUUGUAACCUUAGGUCAGAUCGUGAGUUCAGUUCAAGAAUUUCAUGUAGAAGGAACAACAUAUAACCCCACUGAUGGAAGCAUCUUAGAUUGGCCAGCAGAAACGAGUGCAAAUUUGGAAACUCUUGCGGAAAUUGCUGCAACUUGCAAUGAUGCAGGAAUUUCUUGUGAAGGUCACCAGUUCCGUGCUACAGGAAUGCCCACCGAAGCAGCUCUGAAGGUUUUCGUUGAAAAGAUGGGAAUGUCAGAUUUGAAGGCCUCAAACACUGGUAACACUGGCAAUUUAAUUGUUGAGAAUGGCAUAGUAAAAUUAGUUUAUUGCGAUCAGUUGAUAGAAAAAUCAAAGAGAUUGGCUUUAUUGGAGUUUGAUCGAAUCCGGAAAUCUAUGGGUGUUAUUGUUAGAGAUAUCUCUGGACAGAAUCGCCUCUUAGUGAAGGGUGCUAUGGAAAAUGUAUUGGAAAGAAGUGCUUUCCAACAAUUAGCAGAUGGAAGCAUAGUUGAAAUGGAUGAUGCAUCUAGAGAAUUACUCUUGACGAAGCUUCACCAAAUGAGUUCAAAGGCUUUGCGUUGUUUAGGCCUUGCAUACAAACAAGACUUGGGAGAGUUCAAUGAUUACGAUGGAGAGAAUCAUCCUGCUCAUAUAAAAUUGUUAGACCCAGCGAAUUAUUCUGAGAUAGAAAACAAUUUAAUCUUUGUUGGUCUUCUUGGAUUGAGAGAUUCUCCUCGUGAAGAAGUUCAUGAAGCAAUAAAAGAUUGUAGAGAAGCUGGUAUUCGAGUAAUGGUGAUUACUGGUGAUAACAAGUUCACAGCAGAAGCCAUCUGUCGGGAUAUUGGUAUAUUUUAUGAAACAGAGAAUCUUAGUGGGAAAAGUUAUACUGGAAAAGAAUUCAUGGAACUUCCUUUAAACAAGCGUCGUGAAGUUCUAGCAAAGCCUGGUGGUCGUGUUUUCUCUCGAGCAGAACCCAAGCACAAGCAAGAUAUAGUUCGCAUGCUUAAAGAAGCUGGCCAUGUUGUCGCCAUGACUGGAGAUGGUGUUAACGAUGCACCUGCUUUAAAGCUUGCAGACAUUGGAAUUGCCAUGGGAAUUGCUGGUACAGAGGUUGCGAAGGAAGCAUCAGAUAUGGUCUUGGCUGAUGAUAAUUUCAGCACCAUUGUUGCUGCUGUUUCAGAAGGUCGUUCAAUCUACAAUAACAUGAAAUCCUUUAUAAGGUACAUGAUAUCAUCAAACAUUGGUGAGGUAGCUUCUAUAUUUAUAACUGCUGCAUUAGGCAUGCCUGAUGGUUUGAUACCAGUGCAGCUUCUCUGGGUAAAUUUGGUCACAGAUGGUCCUCCUGCAACAACUCUUGGUUUCAAUCCUUCUGACAUAGAUAUCAUGCGAAAACCACCUCGAAAAAGCAAUGAUAGCCUCAUCAAUGCCUGGGUGUUUUUCCGCUACAUGGUCAUUGGUUUAUAUGUGGGGCUUGCAACGGUUGGUAUAUUUGCUUUGUGGUACACACAUGAUUCAUUUUUAGGGAUUGAUUUCUCUGCAGAUGGCCACACAUUAGUAACCUUUUCACAACUCACUUCAUGGGGUGAAUGUCCAUCUUGGGAAGGUUUUGAAGUUUCACCUUUUUUAGCUAGUGGGAGAAUUUUUUCAUUUGAUUCCAAUCCUUGUGAUUAUUUUUCAAGUGGAAAAGCAAAAGCAACAACUCUUUCUCUGUCUGUACUAGUGGCCAUUGAGUUGUUUAACUCACUCAAUGCUCUGUCUGAGAAUAAUAGUUUGCUCACCAUGCCACCUUGGAUAAAUCCUUGGCUAUUGUUGGCAAUGUCUGUUUCUUUUGGGCUCCAUGCUUUGAUCCUAUAUGUUCCAUUUCUUGCUAACAUUUUUGGCAUUGUACCCUUGAGCUUUAAUGAGUGGUGUUUAGUUAUAGUGGUUUCAUUUCCAGUGAUUCUGAUAGAUGAAGUUCUUAAAUUAAUCGGAAGGAGAAUAUCAAGAGUACACCAAAAGUACAAAACCGUUUAACAAACAAGGGGACACUUGUGAACUGUUUUGUUUCUUCUUUAGCUAUUACUAGUUGGGUGUCAUGAAGAAUUUGCAAGUUAUAUCAUCUCCACCAUAAUUUGUCAACUAUAAGUUUGUAAUUAUCAUAGUUACCUCUGUAAUACUUAAGAGGAAACCUAAUCCAUGACUAUGCAUGGGUUUCUAGUAACAAUAAGUUAAUGUAAAGAAAAGAAAAAUGUGUCAUUAUGAAA